CGCAGGAGGACCGGCGGCAUCAGCUGGAGAGGCGGACGAACGGGAGGAAGUGGCCGCGAACGCACCUCCACACCUUUCCGGUGAGGCAGCUGCGACCAGCUCCGGCUAGAGGAGGAAGAGGGGAGCCGAGGCAGAUUGUCGAAACGACAGGGGGUGGAAACGAGGGGCUGCUGGAGUUUUCGGGCGUGGAUACUUGUGUGGCUGAGCCUCGAGGGUUUUUGAUCCCAUCAGCACGCUGAGGUCGCCCGGCGCGACGCUCUCAAAGUAGCCGCGGAAAGCUGCCUGUUCCCCCGCGGAAAGCUGCCUGUUCCCCCGCGGCGGCGGCGCCAGGGCGAGGAGCCGCACCAGCACCACGACAAGACCUCUCUCUUUGGGGGAGUCUCACAUAUAUGUAGGCGAAGUGGGGAGUUUCCAGUCGCCACGGCCCGUUUCCCCCCCACACACAUCUUUAUGUUCAUUUCGGAUGAACAAUGACCGUCCGGCAACAGCUGCUGCUGCCAAGUUGUUAGUCCGACCGUGUCAUGUUGCGUGUAGGCCAGUAACACAUUGUGAUACUCCACUCUCUGCACUCAACGGGAUCCUGUCUGUUAGGUUUAAAGAUUUGUGUGCAUAUUUGACUCUUUCGCCCACCGAAUCAUGUUCCAUCUGUAGCUCUAUUCUCGUACUGAAGCUACAUUGUAAGUGAAUUAUCACCAGCAGAGCACCGGAAGCUUUUCUCUGAGGAACAAAGUAUUUAUGCACAAGAGGUCAACAUGGGGAAAAUGCUCUCGAAAAUCUUUGGCAACAAGGAGAUGAGAAUACUGAUGCUUGGACUGGAUGCUGCUGGAAAGACAACGAUUCUUUACAAACUGAAGCUGGGGCAGUCUGUGACCACAAUCCCCACAGUUGGAUUCAAUGUAGAGACAGUCACCUACAAAAAUGUCAAGUUCAACGUGUGGGAUGUCGGAGGGCAGGACAAGAUACGUCCCCUGUGGCGACACUACUACACGGGCACCCAAGGCUUAAUUUUCGUGGUGGAUUGCGCGGACAGGGAUCGCAUUGAUGAGGCAAGGCAGGAACUUCACCGCAUCAUUAAUGACCGGGAGAUGAGGGAUGCCAUCAUCUUGAUAUUCGCCAAUAAGCAAGACCUUCCAGAUGCCAUGAAGCCACACGAAAUCCAAGAGAAGCUGGGAUUGACACGUAUCAGAGAUAGGAAUUGGUAUGUUCAGCCCUCCUGUGCAACCACAGGUGAUGGACUGUAUGAGGGUCUGACAUGGCUAACUUCAAAUUACAAAUCUUAAUGAUCAAGUGCAGGCAUUUUUAGGUCAGAACUUCAAUUAAGUUGCAAGUAACAAAUAACUUCUCAAAAUGAUUAUGGUUAAGGAAAGUUGAUUAUCUUUCAUUUAUUUUUAAUACUUUGUUUACCCCAUGACUAAUUUAUCUUUAACUGGGUUUGCCAGCUUAAAGUUUGCUUGUGUUCUGUAGCAGGCCUAUAUUACAUCCAUUAUUGUUGGUGGGGGUGGGGCUUGUUUUGAAUAUUGAUUAAUUGGUCCUUAGGUUAAAGCCACAGAGAUCACCGCCUUUGCCUUUUUUUUCUUUUUCUUUUUUUUUCUUCUUGUUUUUAAUUGUUUUUGUAAUGAAGUUUCUAUCUUCAUUCUUGGACUAAAGCUUGUUUCAAGGUUCUUCUGAUUCAUUGAACUUAAAUCUUUUUUUUUCCCUUUUGAAGGUGAGCUCUUUAAUGUCAUGUAGCCUACAUGAAGGACUUUGACAUUUGUGUUAACACAGUACUGUGAUUUUAAAAAGUAUUCCUUCUCAAGGAUUUUGAGAAAGUGGGGGAAUUCAAUAAGAAAAAAAAAUGCAGCAGUACUUAACAUUUCAUUGUCAUUAUUCUGGGCAUCAGAGAGAGGAAAAAAAAGUAUAUUUCCAGCACAUUUUGUCACCCCCUCCAAUACCCUUUUUUGGGCUAUAUAGCUAACUGAUUGACUUUUUGUGUCAUGUCUAUAUCUAAUUGUGCUGAGUAUUCAACAAAUAGGCCUCCAAUAACUCUCAAAGAUGCUUGUCAGGAUGCAUUUUUAAUUAAGGGUGAUAAGUAGUUGGUUAACUCAAUCUUUCCAAAAGAAUGUCAUUCAGCUAUUUGCUCUCAAUCUGAUACCACAGUUGAUUAGUCUCAGUAUUGAGACGUUAUAUGAUAGCCUAUAUCUGUAGCAUGAGUACAUAAGUACAUUAACCCUUCAUCAGAGUCCAUCUGUCAUGCAGUCAGAGGGAGCUGUUAGCUGGUGAGAUGUGGAAUGACAUUCUGUGGUGCAGCUCUUACUUCUGUUGACUGGGGGAACAAUGUACAAAACAAUGUCAUUGUAAUGUCUUAUUAAAAAAAACUGAUUUUAAAUCUUUAAUGUCUGUUUUUCAAGGAUUUGGCCUUUUGAUGAAGUAAUUUGUUUGUCACUGCAUAUCCUGUUCUUUUUAAAGAGUAUUGGAAAAUACAAGAGCAGA
Messenger RNA from Cololabis saira (Pacific saury), 2469 nucleotides. RefSeq names its product ADP-ribosylation factor 6b (gene arf6b). The record is from RefSeq and is a predicted model, not a curated record. Lineage: Eukaryota; Metazoa; Chordata; Actinopteri; Beloniformes; Belonidae. Bases 753 to 1280 code for a protein of 175 amino acids. Gene Ontology annotation, cellular component: cytoplasm. Gene Ontology annotation, molecular function: GTPase activity; GTP binding. Gene Ontology annotation, biological process: vesicle-mediated transport; intracellular protein transport. The transcript is spliced from 2 exons.